GCCGCGCGGGGGGCGGGCGCGGAGGAGGCGGCGGUGGCCAUGGCCGAGGCGUCGCCGCAGCCCGGACGGUACUUCUGCCACUGCUGCUCGGUCGAGAUCGUGCCGCGCCUGCCGGACUACACCUGCCCAAGAUGCGAGUCCGGCUUCAUCGAGGAGCUUCCAGAGGACACCAGGAACACAGAGAACAGUUCUGCCCCGUCCACAGCCCCCGCCGACCAGAGCCAGAGCCGGCAGCCGUUCGAGAAUGUCGACCAGCAGCUGUUCACGCUGCCACAGGGCUACGGGCAGUUUGCUUUCGGCAUCUUUGACGACAGCUUUGAGAUCCCCACGUUCCCCCCUGGGGCGCAGGCUGAUGACGGCAGGGACCCCGAGAGCCGGCGGGAACGAGAGCACCAGUCCCGGCACCGGUAUGGCGCCCGGCAGCCCCGCGCCCGGCUCACUGCACGGCGGGCCACCGGCCGGCACGAAGGCGUCCCCACGCUGGAAGGGAUCAUCCAGCAGCUGGUCAACGGCAUCAUCACCCCGGCCACCAUCCCCAGCCUGGGCCUGGGCCCCUGGGGUGUCCUGCACUCGAACCCGAUGGACUACGCCUGGGGGGCCAAUGGCCUGGACGCCAUCAUCACACAGCUCCUCAAUCAGUUUGAAAGCACGGGCCCCCCGCCCGCAGACAAGGAGCGCAUCCAGGCCCUGCCCACCGUCCCUGUCACCGCGGAGCACGUAGGCUCCGGGCUCGAGUGCCCCGUGUGCAAGGACGACUACGCGCUGGGCGAGCGCGUGCGGCAGCUGCCCUGCAACCACCUCUUCCACGACGGCUGCAUCGUGCCCUGGCUGGAGCAGCACGACAGCUGCCCCGUCUGCCGAAAGAGCCUCACGGGACAGAACACGGCCACGAACCCCCCGGGGCUGGGCGGGGUGAGCUUCUCGUCCUCGUCCUCCUCGUCGUCGUCCAGCUCGCCCAGCAACGAGAACGCCACCAGCAACUCGUGAUCCCGGCGCCGGCCGCACCCCGAGCCUCUGGGAGAGCUCCGCCCCUCCCAGCCUCUGCGGCUGCGCGG
Messenger RNA from Lepus europaeus (European hare), 1055 nucleotides. RefSeq names its product ring finger protein 126 (gene RNF126). The transcript has 9 exons. Gene Ontology annotation, biological process: protein ubiquitination. The coding region runs from base 40 to 987 and encodes 315 amino acids. The record is from RefSeq and is a predicted model, not a curated record. Gene Ontology annotation, molecular function: ubiquitin protein ligase activity. Gene Ontology annotation, cellular component: cytoplasm. Lineage: Eukaryota; Metazoa; Chordata; Mammalia; Lagomorpha; Leporidae.